Molecule: messenger RNA, 885 nt
Organism: Canariomyces notabilis
Lineage: Eukaryota; Fungi; Ascomycota; Sordariomycetes; Sordariales; Chaetomiaceae
Exons: 1
Coding region: 13-558 (181 amino acids)
Source: RefSeq, a predicted model, not a curated record
CCACUGCCGACAAUGCUCAGCCCACUCGCCUUCCUGGGGCUCGGAGAGCGCAUGCUCUUCUUUCUGCUCUUCCGCUUCCCCCUCAUCCCUUUCGUGAUGCUCAUCCUGGGCAUCCUCGACUUCAUCCUCGCCCUCUUCUGCGUGAUUCUCAUCCUCGUUCAGGACAACCUCCGGCGACUCUACGGUCGCAUCCCUGGAAUGGUUGGCUUCUCACCGCAGCCCUCUACAUCUGAGGUCUUUUCCGGCGAGGAGGUUGACGGAAGAGGAAGGGGCACCCACGGCCGCUUUCUCCUCUUCCUCUCCCGCUUCUUUGCGGUCCCCCCUCUCGUCCUCUUCCUAGUCGCCCUUGACUUCACCUUCACCAUCCUUUGCCUGAUUUCCAUCAUCCUUUACGACCAUUUCCAGCAACUCUAUGAUUCAGCCAAUGAAGUUGUUGGCUACUCGCGGGAGCCCUCCAUGGGAUGGGAAAUCUUCUUUGACGAGGAUGACGAAAGCGACGACAAUGAUGAAAAAGGCGACGACAACACUGAAGGCGACGACAACACUGAAGGCGACUAGGAGCUCGACCCUACCCUUGCCCUCGUCUACAUGACCUUCAUCCUCCUUCACGGCCAUUUCCAACCAGCUGAGAAUCACGUCUCUGAAAUGGCUGGCUACUCGCCCGAGCCCUUCUCCUCGCCGAAGUCCUUCACGUCAGAGGCCUUCCCCGGUGAGGAGGAGGAUGAUGAUUUCCUCCCCAAUUACUACUAAUUGCCCAAGCCAUAGUUUGGAACUCUAUCCCCUUAUCCCUUUACGGAACAGCUCAGCCAGAAGCCGAGUCGCGGCCUUGAUCGAGGGGAGCCGCCGAACCGCCCCUGUGCCUCAUGGCCUUGCCCGGCACUCUCA